Chaetomium fimeti is the source of this 5333-nucleotide messenger RNA. Its product is annotated as dicer-like protein 1. The record is from RefSeq and is a predicted model, not a curated record. The coding region runs from base 383 to 5131 and encodes 1582 amino acids. NCBI's taxonomy places the organism in Eukaryota, Fungi, Ascomycota, Sordariomycetes, Sordariales, Chaetomiaceae. Gene Ontology annotation, cellular component: RISC complex; cytoplasm; nucleus. The transcript is spliced from 4 exons. Gene Ontology annotation, biological process: siRNA processing. Gene Ontology annotation, molecular function: ATP binding; DNA binding; ribonuclease III activity.
UCUCUGAAUUGGACUGUUGCAGGCGCUGGUAGGCCUCAGCUCCGUUUGCUUUCCUUUAUUUGACCUAUCGGGGUUUAUUUUCCAUUUCACUAUCGCUGGGAGACUGCAGCUGUUUCUGGCAAACUCCAAAACACACAAACUCCAAUCCCCUUCGCCUAGAACUUCGUCAUUCACCACCCCCCAAACACCCACACAUACAGAGCGAGGCCACCUCACUCUCCUCGUUCCUUCCAUCGCGCAAUCACAACCACAAACCCGAUAUCUCUAGAAUAGCUCGCCCGAGCCGAUCUCUUGAAAACUUUAUCCACCCCCGCCCCGCCUGCUUUCUUGCUCUCGAGAUUUCCUUCUUGCACACUCCCACUCCUACACCACCACAACAACGAUGGACACGGAAAUGGAAGAAGCGCCGUCGGCACGGCCGCAGUUGCAGUCACACCACCCAAUCGGGAAUAUUGACUUGAUGGAUAUGGAUGAGCCAGUUUCGAACGGCUCGUCUGAAGGCUCUCCUGAUACUCUCGCGGAUGAUGCUCUGGCCAACGCCGAGAAUACCGACCAAGAAGAUGAUGACCACGACACCAAAAAAUGGGUCAUCAAUGAUGCGCGGAAGCCGCGCAAGAUCUCGGAAAUGAAACGAGCAGAUAAUGCCGCCUUCGACGUGUGGAUCGAGGAGAACCAGCAGGACCUCUCCAAGGGCCUGGAUAAAUUUAUUGUCGACGACGACGGCAAGACUUUCCAGUCGCUGAUCAGGGACUUUGAGAACAAGCGCAUCAUCACGAGCCCACGCGACUACCAGCUCGAGCUUUUCGAGCGGGCAAAGAUGCAGAACACGAUUGCUGUGCUCGACACGGGCUCUGGCAAGACCCUGAUCGCGGCCUUGCUCUUGCGAUGGGUCAUCCAAAACGAACUGGAGGAUCGGUCCAAAGGCCUCCCCAAGCGUAUUGCCUUCUUCCUUGUCGACAAGGUGGCUCUCGUGUUCCAGCAGCAUGCCGUCCUGGCCUGCAAUCUGGACUACCCCGUCGAGAAGUUCUGUGGUGACAUGGUCGAGGACGUGUCCAAAGACUUUUGGCACAAGACCUUCGACGAGAACAUGGCCAUCAUCUGCACGGCUGAGAUUCUUUACCAAUGCCUCACUCACUCCUACAUCCGGAUGGACCAGAUAAACCUUCUGGUCUUUGACGAGGCCCACCACACCAAGAAGAACCAUCCAUACGCUCGUAUCAUCAAGGACUUCUACGCCCAAGUGGAGGACCGAGAAAAGAGGCCGCGCAUCCUCGGCAUGACCGCCUCUCCUGUCGAUGCCCAGAUCGACCCAAAGAUCGCCGCCGCCGAGCUCGAAGGCCUCCUUCACAGUCAGAUUGCCACUGUUGCUGACCCAACCGCUCUUCAGAACAGCUCAACCAAGCUAAAGAGCGAGGUGAUAGCUGUGUAUGGCAAGCGUCCGCCAGAGUGGGACACCAAACUCAACCAAGCCCUGAAGGAUCUGGUCGGUGACCAUCGCGUGUUCCAGAAGCCUUUUGCCUUCACUGCCGCGGCAGCAGCGGAGCUUGGCCCCUGGUGCGCCGACCGGUACUGGCAGCUUUUCUUUAGGAACGAUGAGGUGGCCAAACUGGAGUCCAAGACGCAGAGAGAGGUUCUCCGUCAAUCCGCGUAUAGCCAAGAAAUAGCCGCGCACAUUGACAAGGUGCGGGAGGCGCAUAGGAUAGUGGAUCAGCACGACUUCGCACCUCCGAGUCUCGACCUACUCUCGUCCAAGGUCAUCAUACUGCUGAGGAUUCUCCGAGGUCAGUUCCGCGGCGUCGACCACAAGCGGCGAUGUAUUGUGUUCGUCAAACAGCGGAACGUUGCUUCACUCCUCGUCGACCUGCUGCAGCAGCCGGGGAUGGAAAUUCCAGGCCUCAAGCCUGGUAUACUGGUUGGAGGCGGCCGUCCUGAGGCGAGCUACGACAACGCCAAAGUGACUUAUCGUGACCAGGUCUUGACAAUCAUCAAGUUCAAGAAAGGCGAGCUCAACUGCAUCUUUGCCACUUCCGUGGCCGAGGAAGGGCUCGACAUCCCGGACUGCAACGUCAUCCUCAGAUACGACCUCAACAACACCCUGAUCCAGUACAUCCAGUCCCGCGGAAGAGCUCGCCAGGAGGGGUCGAUAUACAUUCACAUGGCCGAAUCGGGGAACGCAGAACAUGUAAAGAAGUUAAGUCAGAACCAAGAGAACGAAGACGCCCUCCGAAAGUUUUGCGAGGCCCUGCCCGAAGACAGAAAGCUCACCGGAAACAACUUCGACAUGGAUUACUUCCUGCGCAAGGAAAAGGGUCAGAGGCAGUACACCGUCCCGGAAACCGGCGCGAGGCUUAAUUACAAGCAGAGCUUGAUAUGUCUGGCAGCCUUUGUGGCUUCUCUCCCGCACCCGCCCGAGGUCAACCUGACAGCCGGUUACGUCGUCCUACCCGUCCCCGGCGGCUACCAGUGCGAGGUGACGCUACCGGACUCAUCUCCUAUCAGGAACGCCACCGGGAGGAUAUAUGCGAGCAAGGCGGUGGCCAAGUGCUCGGCAGCCUAUGAGAUGUGUCUUAUGCUUAUCAAGCGCAAGUAUCUCGAUGAGCACCUGCGGCCCAUCUUCACCAAACAGCUCCCCGCUAUGCGCAACGCUCGUCUCGCUGUAAGCUCCAAGAAGAAGGAGCAAUACACGAUGCGCAUUAAGCCCGAGCUUUGGUCUGCCCGAGGCGAGCCCAUGGAGCUCUUUGCCAUGGCCUUGACCGUAGCGGACCCGGCCGCACUCAGCCACCGUUCUUCUCCGAUCAUUUUCUUGACCCGGCAGCCGAUCCAACAGAUCGCUUCGUUUCCACUCUACUUUGGAAAGAACCGCUCCUCGGCAGUUCACUGUGUUCCGCUGCCCGGACGGCUCGAACUCGAUGACAAUCAGAUCCGAGGGCUGGUCGCCGUUACCUUGACCAUCUUCAAGGACGUCUUCAGCAAGGAAUACGAGGCCACCGCUGCCCAACUUCCGUAUUUCCUCGCCCCAACGUUAAUGCAACACGACUCUGACUUCCCGUCUGUGACUGAGCCGACCCGCGCCGUCGAUUGGAACGCAGUGUCGUUCAUUCAGGACAACGAACGCAUUGCCUAUACUUUCAACGAGCCGGAUGACUUCUUCAAGGACAAGUAUGUUGCUGAUCCGUACGAUGGUUCCCGGAAGUUCUUCCUGCGAGGCCGCCGCCAUGACAUGAAGUCGACAGAUCCGGUCCCUGAGGGCAUCGUCGACCCGGGCCACAGGGCCUGGCGGGUAUCUUGCAAGACGAAAGACAUUCUCAACUACAGCCUCAGCGCGUGGUCAAAGUCACGCACGUUCCUGACUCCGAGGGAGGACCAGCCGGUUGUCGAGGCGGAGGUAUUGCCCAUCCGCCGCAACCUGCUGGAUGACAACAUCGGGGAUGAUGAUCUGGAGCCAAAACCGUGCUUCCUCGUGCUGGAGCCCCUGAGAAUCUCGCCGUUACCGGUGGACAUGGUCGCCAUGGCGUACAAUUUCCCGGCCAUCAUGCACCGCAUCGACUCGAACCUCGUCGCCCUCGAAGCGUGCAAGAUGCUUGAUCUGGAUGUCCGACCGGACCUCGCGCUCGAGGCGUUCACCAAGGACAGCGACAACUCGGGCGAGCACGAUGCGGAACAGGUCAACUUCCAGAGCGGCAUGGGCAACAACUACGAGCGGCUGGAAUUUCUCGGCGACUGCUUCCUCAAGAUGGCCACCACCAUCUCCAUCUUCACCCUCAUCCCGGACAAGGCCGAGUUCGAGUACCACGUCGAGCGCAUGCUUCUGAUCUGCAACCGCAACCUCUUCAACAACGCGCUCGAGGUCAAACUCGAAGAGUACGUCCGCUCCAUGGCCUUCGACCGGCGGAGCUGGUACCCGGAGGGCCUGACGCUGAAGAAGGGCAAGCGCAAGGACCUCAAGCGGCAGCACGUCCUCGCGGACAAGACCAUCGCCGACGUGUGCGAGGCGCUCAUCGGCGCGGCCUACCUUACCGCGCAGGAACAGACGCCGCCCAACUUCGACCUCGCCAUCCGCGCCGUCACCACCAUGGUCAGGGACAAGAACCACGCCAUGACGUGCUACCAGGACUACUACGCCGCCUACCGCCCACCGGCCUGGCAGACCGCCCCCUGCAACUCAACCCAACUCGACAUGGCGGCGCGCUUCCACACCCGCAUGGGCUACGCCUUCACGCACCCACGAUUACUACGCUCGGCCUUCCAGCACCCGACCUACCCCUCGGUCUACGAACGACUACCAUCCUACCAGCGACUCGAGUUCCUAGGCGACGCGCUGCUGGACAUGGCCUCGGUCGAGUUCCUGUUCCACCGGUUCCCGGGCGCCGACCCCCAGUGGCUGACCGAGCACAAGAUGGCCAUGGUGUCGAACCAGUUCCUGGGCUGCCUGGCCGUGCACCUGGGCUUCCACCGCGCCGUCGCCUACUGCUCGCCCGCCAUCCAGAAGGAGGUCGCCGAGUACGUGACGGAAAUCGAGACGGCGCUGCAAGCGGCGCGCGAGGAGGCCGUCGCGCGGGGCGGGCCGCCCGGGGGGGAGUUUGCGCGCGACUUUUGGGUGCGCUGCUCGCGCCCGCCCAAGUGUCUCCCGGACGUGGUCGAGGCAUACGUCGGUGCCGUGUUUGUCGACAGUCGCUAUGAUUUUGGGCGGGUGCGUGCCUUCUUUGCGGAUCAUGUCCGCCCCUUCUUUGAGGACAUGCGGCUCUAUGAUGCCUUUGCCAAUAAGCACCCGGUUACCUUUCUCGCGGGGGUCAUGCAGGGCCGCAUGCGCUGCAGUGAGUGGCGGCUGUUGGUCAAGGAUCUGCCACCUGCUGCUGCCGCUGAUGGGGCGGGUCAUGGGGUGGUUGAUCUGGAUAAACCCCAGGUGGUGUGUGCUGUGCGGGUGCAUGGCCUGACGCUGGCGCAUGCUGUGGCUGCGAGUGGACGGUAUGGCAAGAUUGCGGCGGCGAAGAAGGCGGUUAAGGUGCUGGAGGGGAUGGAUGUGGAGGAGUUUAGGAAGGCAUAUGGCUGUGCUUGCGUGUUGGAGGAGCCGGCGGCGGAGGGGGAGGAGGUGGUGAGUUUGGAAGGGGGGGAUCAUGGGUCGGCGAUUUAGAGGGCGAAGGGAUGACUACGAGACACCUGCCUGGCUUAUGGUUUGGCGAUUUUAAGGAGGCUUAGUUGCUUGGGGAGAUACCUGGUUACUCUACCUCGUUACUCUAGUUACUUUAUUGCAAUGCAUACAUGGAGAUUUUAUGACCAACUCUCUUUUCAUGAGACACUCACUGUGCUCAACUUUUUGAGGUGAGAGUGAAUAA